UCACAUAUGACAUUCCGGACAAAGAGGCUUUCUUCAUUCUGUCAAUAAAUGAAUGGGAGUCGAUGAGAACCACACAGAAGAAAAGGCAGUUCAGCACACUUAACUGGACUAAUAUCAUUUCCAGGGGCAUUCGUACAGUCCAACCCUAUUGCAGUUUUGGAUUUAAGCGGCACAGUGUAAAAACUAUUGGCUCCAAAUCCUCCGCUCCAUUAUUUCAAUGUGAAGGGUACUGCCUUUUCCAGGACUGCCCAGUUAAGGUCAAGGUUAAGAUUUUGGAUGAUUCCACACUCAGGGCUGGAGUGCUGUUUGAAGGUGGUGGUGUCUGCCACAAAAAGACAGAAAUCAAAGCAAGGCCAAUCAGGGCUGAUGACAGGAGAACCUAUGCAGCAGUUCUCAAUUUCAAAAUGCCACGCCAAGUCUAUCUUUCUAAACUGAAUGAGCUUGAGCAGGAUGUCUUUGAGGCAGGAUGUAGGGACAAAGCACCACCGUGUGGUGUUUUGAAAACAAUCUCCUGGGAAGUAAAAAGAAAUACAUGGCUGGACGAAAAUGAAAUGACAAGUCUUCAGAUAAUGUUAGACCAGCAAAAACAGAAUGAUGACAAAAUCCUCCAGAAGGUCCUACUGGAACCCAAAGGGGUGAUGCUAUGGUCAAAGAGAUCUAUGGCCGUUUUUGCAGAAAGAGCCAAAGAGGACAUAGUUUAUCUGGAUGCCACAGGAAGCAUUUUAAAGAAGAGCACAGGGGAGAGUGGACCAUAUUACAUAUAUGAAAUUGUAGUCCGCAACCCAACAAAAGGACGUUCCCCUCUUCCUGUAGCCACAUUUGUGACCUGUGAGCACACCACAGCCUCCCUGUCAUUUUUCUUGGGUUCCUUCAUGACAGAUUGCACCAGAUCAUAUGGACCGAACAUACGGAAGCGUCCCGUUAUGUUCAUAUGUGAUGGAUCUAUCGUACUCAUGCAAGCAAUUGCGUAUAAUCUGUGUGGACUUAGUCUGUCACAGUUGAAUACCCAGUACUAUAGAAUAGUAAUUGGUCAGGCCACAGAGGUUGCAUGUAGACUCCCCAUUCUACAUCGAUGCCUCAGCCAUGUCAUGAAGAAUGCCCAGACCUUUAGCAAGAAACAGUGAGUAACACCUUUUAUGUAUUUGUUCCUUUCUUUUUUUUUUUCCAAUUACUCAGUCAAUUGUUUUCACAGUGCACCACAACUCUAUCAACUGUCGAUGCAUCUUCUUGGGACCAUGACACAAGCCUCCAGCCUACACCAACUUGACGACAUUGUUACAAGUGCUGCUGUUGUGUUUUCUAGUCCUUGCAAUGGUACAAACGUUAAUCUGCACUUCCAUAAGCUGCAGAAUCUAAUGAUGGCUUCCAAAAAUGAAGACGCUGAAAUCAAUGAAAUGGAAGAAGACAUCUUGGAUGACAUUUUUCUGGAGCCCUUUCAUGUGCAUUUCCAAAAUAUCAUCCAGAAUGCACCACUCGAUCAAGAAGGGGAGGCCAAUGUCUACCACUGUCCUGAUUAUAUGGCAAAGUUGCUGAGACACUUUCUGCCAUAUGCUGCUUUAUGGAGUGGUAUGCUUCUUGGCAAUCUUGGUCGUCAUGGCAGUGGUCCCAUCUAUGAGUUACUGUCAAACAAAUUCUGCAAAGCAUCAGAAAAGGACACGCAAAACUACACUAGAGACAACAGGACUCAAGGAAUAAUGGAGAAGAGCCAGUGGGAUUUAAAGAGAGUGCGGUUUUGUGGCAAGAAAGUUGGGCGUAUGGACGAGUUUGUUCAACAACAUAUGCAAAUGCACAGUGCUCUGCUGAGGGAGUAUGAUGACUCUUUAAAGAUAUCCAAGAAGAGACACAGGGUUGAAGAAGAGGUAUGGAAAGAUAAGGGCCAGAAAACCAAAAGGAGGACGGGCCUUUAUGUCAAACCACUAUCUUCACCUUUCCAAAAUGUCCAUGAAAAGCAGGAGAAACAGACACUCUCUCAGUCACCGUUGUGCACCCAUCAGACAGACACUCAUUCCAGUCCUGUGUCAUCUGAGCCACGUCCGACAUCAUUCCGUAUACAGCAGCCUGAAACUUCUGCUCCUCCCAUGUCCACAGAGCUUGCCUGCCUGUGGCAGAAGAAGAGUACGGAAGUGGUAGUUGCCUCAAUACCAACACAAAUCAGAGGGUCAAAUAUGCUCAUUCGCCACAGUGAGAUCCUUUCUCUGAGACCACACCACUGGCUCACUGGAGAGGUGAUUGAGGGACUAUUCCACCAGUCCAGUAAUGAGUUCAAAACGACAAAUUCUGUAUACGUUCUGAACCAUUAUACAGCUGGCGUCAUUCUUCAUGGAGACCGGACAGAGUUGAGCCGUCACCGCCUCUCAAAGGUGAACUUUGACAACUACAAGGCUGCCAUUUCGUUUGUGAACCUACAGAGGAAUCAUUGGAAUCUGCUGUACAUUGUCCCAGCUAUCAGUUCUGUAUUUUUGGUGGACCCUGCUCAAAAUCCAUCUGAAGCUGAGCAAUCUGAAAAAGCAGCCAAAAAAGUGCAGGAUUACUUCAAAAUGAGAAAGACCUUUGGCUUGCAUGAUUGGAGCACACCAAAAUGGAAGGGAGCAACCAUGCCACAUCCUGUGCAGCAGGACAGUGACAGUUGUGGCGUAGUUGUCACUUUGAUUGCCAGGGAACUGAUGAGGUGUUUUCCUCUCUUGCCCCAAAUGACAUUUGGAACAUCUCGGAAUGAAAUGGCAGCCGUCAGACAAAAACUGGCAGAAACGCUUCUCUCUGACUCUGUGUUUGACUGUGAUAGCAACUGUGCAAUGUGCUCCUUAUCCACGCCUCCAGGUUCCAGUGCCCCAGUCACAAAUUGG
Messenger RNA from Oryzias melastigma (Indian medaka), 2843 nucleotides. RefSeq lists its product as uncharacterized. The record is from RefSeq and is a predicted model, not a curated record. Lineage: Eukaryota; Metazoa; Chordata; Actinopteri; Beloniformes; Adrianichthyidae.